Penicillium vulpinum is the source of this 516-nucleotide messenger RNA. Its product is annotated as ribonuclease H2 subunit C. NCBI's taxonomy places the organism in Eukaryota, Fungi, Ascomycota, Eurotiomycetes, Eurotiales, Aspergillaceae. The record is from RefSeq and is a predicted model, not a curated record. Gene Ontology annotation, biological process: RNA catabolic process. The coding region runs from base 1 to 516 and encodes 171 amino acids. Gene Ontology annotation, cellular component: ribonuclease H2 complex. The transcript is spliced from 4 exons.
AUGCCCGACAUGUACACCAUCCAGCCCUGCUCAAAAGCGGGCUCACAAUCCAAAAAGAAUGACUCGCCUCCGCAAUGUGUACCAAAUAUCAUUCCAUGCCGGAUUCACCACGAUGGACCAAUUGAUUCGUUGAACCGGUAUUGGACAGUGAAACACGAAAAGGACGAUACACAAACAGCGCAUUUCCGCGGACGCAAACUUCGAGGUCGGCGCGUCGCCCUCCCUGAUGGUUAUCAAGGUGUAGUUGCAACACCUACAGACCGUGUGUUACCUGCAGCUCAAAGAACAGACGGUGACAGCGCUGAGGAUGCAGAGGCUGAGCCCGAGGAACCAGUGAAGAUUUUGGAGACGCAGGGAAUCUUCGAGGAAUUUGUAGUAUGGGGGCAUGAGGCUCUUCCUGCGGCGGAUGAUACUUUCGUCAAGGGAGUGGAGGAGUGGCUGCAGUUUGCGGACGCGAUGCAUACAGCCCCAAUAUCAGCGACAAAUGGAAACAAGGAGUCUACUGCUGUUGUUUGA